GCAGUAUUACGCCGAGUAUUUGUGUUGGUCUAGUUCGUUUGCUAGAAAGUUGGUGUGGUUGGUUUGUGGGUGUCUGUGUUGAGAAGCACAGCUGAUUCGUGGAGUCGCGAUAGGUCGAAGGAAAUGAUUGAUACGGGCUGGUACGGUUAGUCAUCAGCAGGAGACAGCGAUUUCGACGACGUCCGUCAGUUUUGUGGAAAACUGACUGCCCCGUUCCGCAACUGCGUCAAAUGAUCACCGAUAGAAAUCCAUUGUUCGUCUUUCUUUGUGAUUCUUAAGAUACGCGAUUAGAGAUAACAGUCCUUGUUUUUGUUGGGAGUUUUAUUUUCUAUCAUUUGUUUUGUUACGCGAGUUCAGUGUUGUUUACUUUGAAUACCCUGAAAUCGUCAUGUUUUGAUGGGCGUUUCGGGAUAUACGGCUUACGUGUCAUUUAUGGUGUCUAACUGUAUUUGUGUGGCCUGAUAAAUGGACAUGGCAACAAACAGAAAUGCCGCGGCUCAGAGGCCGAACGGUGCCCCACAGACGAAAGUGUGCCAGUUCAAGCUGGUGCUGCUGGGCGAGUCCGCGGUGGGCAAGUCGUCACUCGUGCUGCGCUUCGUCAAGGGCCAGUUCCACGAGUACCAGGAGAGCACCAUCGGGGCCGCCUUCCUCACGCAGACCCUCUGCCUCGACGACACCACUGUAAAGUUUGAAAUAUGGGACACGGCGGGGCAAGAAAGGUAUCACAGUUUAGCGCCCAUGUACUACAGAGGGGCGCAAGCAGCCAUCGUAGUUUACGACAUCACUAAUCAGGACACAUUCGGCCGUGCAAAGAACUGGGUGAAGGAGCUCCAGAGGCAGGCAUCCCCGUCCAUCGUGAUCGCCCUAGCGGGCAACAAGAGCGACUUGGCCGCCAAGCGCAUGGUCGAGUUCGAGGAGGCGCAAGCGUACGCAGAUGAAAACGGCCUGCUCUUCAUGGAGACCAGCGCCAAAACGGCAAUGAACGUUAACGACAUAUUCCUAGCUAUCGCGAACAAGUUACCAAAGAGCGAGAGCGCGGGCGGCGGCGCGGCGGCGGGCGCGCGGCGCCUCAACGACGCGGACGCGCCGCGCGGCUCCUCCUGCUGCAAGUGAUACGAGCAGAUUAUAUCGCAACAGGGCGAGGGAGCGCGCGGGGGCUGAGGUAGGCUAUUUAUAAAGAAUUAUCGCCGACGACGACCGCGUCCUAUUACUAAUAGAUACUAUACAAACACAGACAUCCUCUCCCGGCGCACCGACAUUGGCCCCACGGUCGCUUACCAAUGUACAAUCGAAUGUUGGUGCUGCUAUUUGCUACACGUACAUUGGCUCAAAUAACUUCGCCAAUUUUCGUUUGUAAGGGUCAUAACACACUGGCGAUUUGCGAGCGUGUCCUUAUGAACGCGCGUUCUUUAUGCAGGAAAAGAAGUGAACCAAAUUUUUUUUUAACUAAAUUUGUUCUACACAUUAUAAUAACUAUAAGCAUAUUGAAAAAUUCUAAAUCAAAUGCUUAAGUUUUAUAACAAAUAAGCCAAGAUUUUUUUGGUUUGCGUGGAAUAUACUUAAAAAAGGUUCCACGCUUGCAUUGUGCUUUAUGCAUUUACAAAUUUAAGAGGUUUCUUGUGCCCAAAUAUUCCAGUUCAGUAUUUUGUUGUAGCCCAUUUAAAGCUUAAGAGCCUUAAUAUUUAGCAUUCCAGUGAAUGUAGUGCAAGUGUUUAGUAAUAAUCGACUUGAUUGAUUGACAACUUUAAUUUUUUUUUAGAUUUAUGUAACCCAAACCUCCUUAAACCUUGCUUGGUGCUCUAGUUACGCCACAGAAAUGUAACUAGUUGUACCUAAGUGUAAAUUACCCAUAAAAACUCUAUUGUAAUGAGCGAGUGAGUGAUUAAUAUUUCAAAGUCAAAGUUUUAACUAUUAGAUAACAACCCUGUAAUUAUGGUGCGUGUUUAUAGUUUUUAUUCCAUCGCAUUCACUCAAUGAGAUUACGAUGUUAGCUAAAUUCGUUAAGUUUAAACGCACGAUAAAAGGGUUUAACUCGUCCUGUAGUUGCUAGCAUACAUACCACGAGAAAAUUAUGUCUCCGCAUUAUCUCGUCUAUCGUUAUAGUAUAAAAAA
Messenger RNA from Pararge aegeria (speckled wood butterfly), 2112 nucleotides. It is a transcript of the gene Rab5, whose product is annotated as ras-related protein Rab-5B. Gene Ontology annotation, molecular function: GTPase activity; GTP binding. The transcript is spliced from 6 exons. The record is from RefSeq and is a predicted model, not a curated record. Lineage: Eukaryota; Metazoa; Arthropoda; Insecta; Lepidoptera; Nymphalidae. Bases 466 to 1113 code for a protein of 215 amino acids.